AUGAUGAUCCCAAGCAUCCUUACGCCUAAUGCGAUGUACCCAGGCCUUUACCGCCCCUCCGCCUCCUUGCCGGUACACCAGUCCCUGCAGAAUGCAUUUCCAACCCAUUCCAGCUUCCUAGUGGAGGACCUGCUGCGGAUAAGCAGGCCGGCGGGGUACCACCUCAGACGGACGCUCCCCUCAGCAAGCGUCUCCCCGGCGACAACCACCACCACCAUGUCCUUCAGUGCUAUGCCACUGGAGCGCAUCGUCUCUCCAACUGUCUUGAGGCGCGAAUCAUGCGCGCCGAAAACGUCACAACCGAGCAGUAAAGAUCCAACGUAUCUUAAGUUUGGAGUCAGCGCAAUCCUUGCACCAUCACCAAAGACCGCAUCGUUGCCCCCCGCCAUCCACCACAGUAUGCACCCCAAGGCCUUCUCUCUCCCCUACUUCGACGGAUCCUUCCACCCCGCCUUCUUCAGGUCUGCAUAUUUCCCAGCCUCUUCAUCGGUCGUGCCCAUCCCCGGGACCUUCUCUUGGCCACUGGCCAACAGAGGGAAGCCGAGGAGAGGGAUGCUCAGACGGGCGGUGUUCUCUGACGUGCAGCGCAAAGCUUUGGAGAAGAUGUUCCAGAAACAGAAAUACAUCAGCAAACCAGACAGGAAGAAGCUGGCCUCAAAGCUCGGCCUCAAAGACUCACAGGUUAAAAUAUGGUUCCAGAACCGCAGAAUGAAGUGGAGGAACUCCAAAGAGAGGGAGCUCCUGUCGUCAGGAGGUUGUCGAGAGCAGACCCUGCCCACUAAAACGAACCCACACCCAGAUCUCAGCGACGUCGGCAAGAAGUCCUCCGCGGAGGAAGAGGAGGACGAGAUGGAAGAGGACCCAUUCGGUGCUAGAGGCGCGCCUGGCCUUUGCCAUUCCCCCGCGGCGGGGCGCGAGUUGUCUAACAGCGCCGGAUCGAACCUCUCGUCGCCAUCUCUCUCCAGCAAGCACUCGGAGUUCUCAGAAUCGGAUGAAGAAGAAAUCACAGUUUCAUAA
Oncorhynchus masou masou (cherry salmon) is the source of this 1017-nucleotide messenger RNA. RefSeq names its product developing brain homeobox 1a (gene dbx1a). The record is from RefSeq and is a predicted model, not a curated record. The coding region runs from base 1 to 1017 and encodes 338 amino acids. Lineage: Eukaryota; Metazoa; Chordata; Actinopteri; Salmoniformes; Salmonidae. Gene Ontology annotation, molecular function: DNA-binding transcription factor activity, RNA polymerase II-specific; DNA binding. The transcript has 4 exons. Gene Ontology annotation, biological process: cell differentiation in spinal cord; regulation of transcription by RNA polymerase II.